UCAGUCAGUAGGGGACGAACCGAGCCGCGCGCGCGGCCCCGGCAGAGUUACCGCGGCGCCCGUGCACUUCACCUUCACCUUCACCAUGGAUUCCGGGCUUGCCUUGCCCUUGCCCUCGCCGCGCCUUAACUCCCCCAACCGCAAUCUCAAGCAUGGCAGCGGUGAAUGAGCCUUUAAGGAGCCACCAUUACUGGACCUGUCCCGUUGCGGAAACGGACGGCAGCGCCUCGUGCCGGUGUCUCUCGCCCCUCGCCUAGCCGCCCGGCUGCAUAGCCUAGACUUCACUCGAGGAGUGAGUGGACGUCAGUGGGUCGACCUAGCCAGCUAGUGAGUGUGUGCGGUGUGCCACUGCUUUGCGGCGCUGCGGCUCUCGCGCGGUUCCAUGGCGAUCUCCCGGCUCUCCGUGCUCGUCGCCGCCCUGGCCUGCUGCUGCCUGGCGCGGCCCGCCCAAUGCGGCGGCGGCGGCGGUGGUCAGAACUACACGUCGAUGUUCAGCUUCGGCGACUCCCUGACCGACACCGGCAACCUGCUCGUGUCCAGCCCGCUCUCCUUCAACAUCGUCGGCCACUUCCCCUACGGCAUGACCUACUUCCACCGCCCCACGGGACGCUGCUCCGACGGCCGCCUCGUCGUCGACUUCCUCGCGCAAGCGUUCGGGCUGCCGCUGCUGCAGCCGUACCUGUCGCGCGGGAAGGACGUCCGGCAGGGCGUCAACUUCGCUGUGGGCGGCGCCACGGCCAUGGAUCCGCCCUUCUUCGAGGGGAUCGGGGCGUCCGACAAGCUCUGGACGAACCUGUCGCUCAGCGUGCAGCUCGACUGGUUCGAGAAGCUCAAGCCUUUACUCUGCAGCUCACCCAAAAAUUGCAAGAAGUAUUUCAGCAGGUCGCUCUUCCUCGUGGGGGAGAUUGGGGGGAACGACUACAACUACGCCUUCUUCAAGGGCAAGACCCUGGACGACGCCAAAUCCUACGUCCCCACCGUCUCCUCCGCCAUCAUCGACGCAACCGAGAGGCUGAUCAAGGGCGGCGCGAUGCACCUGGUGGUGCCGGGGAACCUGCCGAUGGGCUGCUCGUCGGCGUACCUGACCCUGCACCCCGGCAGGAGCAGGGGCGACUACGACGCCGUCGGCUGCCUGAAAACGUACAACGACUUCGCGCAGCGCCACAACGCCAUGGUCCAGCAGAAGCUGCAGGUGCUCCGGCUCAAGUACCCCGAGGCCCGGAUCAUGUACGCCGACUACUACGGCGCGGCCAUGGCCUUCGCCAAGAACCCCAAGCAGUUCGGGUUCAAGCAGGGGCCGCUGAAGACGUGCUGCGGCGGCGGGGGGCCGUACAACUUCAACCCCAAGGCGAGCUGCGGCGUGCGGGGAUCCAGCGUGUGCGCCGACCCGUCGGCGUACGCCAACUGGGACGGCGUCCACCUGACGGAGGCCGCCUACCACGCCAUCGCCGACAGCAUCCUCCACGGCCCCUACACCAGCCCCAGGCUGCUCUGACCCUCGGCCUGCCUGCCUCUAGUGUUCUUGCUUGUUAAGCUAGUAAUCGUGACUGAUCUGUGUAAUGGAUAUGUGUGAUGAACUGGACAGAAGGUAGAUCGGGGUGGAAGUGAUGUACCGCCUGCUACUAUAUGAAUGACUGUGCUUUUCGGUGGCUAA
Aegilops tauschii subsp. strangulata is the source of this 1654-nucleotide messenger RNA. Its product is annotated as GDSL esterase/lipase At5g45910. NCBI's taxonomy places the organism in Eukaryota, Viridiplantae, Streptophyta, Magnoliopsida, Poales, Poaceae. Gene Ontology annotation, molecular function: hydrolase activity, acting on ester bonds. The record is from RefSeq and is a predicted model, not a curated record.